This is a messenger RNA of Monoraphidium neglectum, 1008 nucleotides long. RefSeq lists its product as hypothetical. The record is from RefSeq and is a predicted model, not a curated record. The transcript is spliced from 2 exons. NCBI's taxonomy places the organism in Eukaryota, Viridiplantae, Chlorophyta, Chlorophyceae, Sphaeropleales, Selenastraceae. The coding region runs from base 1 to 1008 and encodes 335 amino acids.
AUGGACUUUGUGAUGACACACACCUACACGUCUGCCAAGAAGACCUACGUGGUCGUGCCCCAGCUGAGGGCACGGGUGGCACAGCCCUUGGGAGUGAGCAAGACGAGCUUCUACAGAGCACUGGAGGCCAUCAAGCGCAACAGGAGGAGGGUGGCGACGUUGGGGAUGCUGCAACACCUCAAAAGCACAGGCAUCAUCAGCCCCAACACACCCAAAUGCGAGCUCAUCUCCCUCAGGGCAGCUGGAGCUGUGCUCAGGGCUGCCCAAGUGCCACGUGGUGUGGUGGACAGCCUGCUUGGGAGGGUGGAGGUCGUCAUCAUUCCCUCCACGCCCUCAUCACCAGCAGCCUCCCACCAACAUGAUGAUGGUGAGCAGCAGGAUGGGGAUGACGGUGGGGAGCAGCAGCAGCAGCAGCAGCAGCAGCAGCAGCAGCAGCAGCAGCAGCAGCAGCAGGCAGAAGAUGAGCAGGCAGAAGGGGAGCAGGCAGAAGAUGAGCAGGCAGAAGGGGAGCAGGCAGAAGAGGAGCAGGCAGAAGGGGAGCAGGCAGAAGAGGAGCAGGCAGAAGAGGAGCAGGCAGAAGAGGAGCAGCAGCAGGAUGGCCAAGAAGCUACCACAGCAUGGCUCCUUCACCAGGUCAAGCCUACCAUGAUCCCCUCUCCACCCUCCAUGGUGGGGGGGGGGAGGUACGGCCUCAACACCCUCAAGGGCAUGGGGGAGAAGGAGGCAUGCAUGGAAGCCAUCAAGGCCAGCAUGGAGGACUUCAGGGAGUGGAACCAGAGCAUCUACAACGCUGGCAGGCCCCUUGAGAUGAGGCAGCAGGGGGCCAAGACGUGGGAGGCCACCAAGCAGAGGGUGCACGAGUACCUGGGGUACCUGUACAACUUCAAGGGAGUCAAGAGGCCGCAGCUGACCAACUACCUUGAUGCCCAGGCCUUUGUGGACUUCAUGGCCUUCGUCACUGCCAGGGGGGUGGACAAGGCUGGCCACACCAAGGUAGCCAACUCUUGA